GUAAUGAAAUUUAAGAAAAUCUACUUCAUGCUUACUUGCAUGCGAAUGAGAGCGCCCCCACAGUUAAGUUUUGAUGCGUUAGAAGCUUAUUAAGCAUUGAAGCAUAGUGUUUUCAUUGGAAUAAAAGUGUCAAUAGUAUUUCCAUGAAUCCUAUGAUUACUAUUGAAGACACCGACGAAGAGGUGAUUGAUUUAGACUCAAGCCAAGAUGCUAUCAACGUUACUGACAAUGACCAAAGUGAAUGGUCAAUUGAGCAAAAUCCAGUAUCGGUCAAUAACGCGGAUAAAACCAAUUUGACCAACGAUGAUACAAAUAGUAACAUAAAUGCAUCUAGAACAAAAACUUGCAAUAGCCCGAGUACGUCAAAACCACUUUUGACGGUCAUAUUCCGAGAUGAAAAUGUUUCACGGCAGUAUAAUAAAAGAAUAAAAGAGUUUCUAGAGGAGUUAGUGUCUUCAAAAAAUAAAUAUCAAGAAAAUGAUAAUGGUUUAACAUUAGAAAUUUGGGAUAAUGAUACUGACUCUGUGAGUCAGUCUGUUGAAAUUACUACAGAAAGCGAUGAUAGUCAAGAUAUAAUAUGCGAUACAUUGUUUACUGUAGAUAAGCAGCCAAAACUUAAAAAUGAGUUUGAUGUUCCAACUUAUGGAAAGAAAUAUGAAAAUGUAUUUGAUGAAACAAAAUCAGAAUCAAAUGAAAAACCCAAGGAUGAUGGUCCACAAAGGUUUAUGUGUUUUAAUUGUUUGGGAAAUCAUAAUUUAAGAGAUUGCACAAAACCACGAGAUUAUAGAACUAUAGAAACAAAUAGGAAAAAUUUCAAUAUGAAAGCAAAUUCAAAAAAUAUUAGAUAUCACUUGGGAAAUAACCAGAAAUUUAGUCAUAUAAUUCCUGGUCAAUUAAGUAACAAUUUACGUAUGGCAUUGGGUCUCAGACACAAUGAAUUACCUAGGCAUAUAUACAAAAUGAGAACACUUGGGUAUCCUCCAGGGUGGUUAGAAGAAGCACGUUUACAACACUCUGGUUUGUCAUUAUUUAAUUCUGAUGGCAUAGCAGAAGAAGAUCCUAAUGAUGAACCAGGAUGUAUUAUUGAAGAAGGAGAUAGAGAUCAGUAUGAUAUAAAAAAAAUUUAUGACUUUCCUGGUUUCAAUGUUCCAGCUCCACCUGAUACUCUCGAUAAGGAUGAAUCUUGGUCAUCAACAAUGCCUAUUUAUAGUAAACAAAGGAUGUUAUUAAAACUAAAAGAAAAAAAGGCAGAUGAUGGAUACAAAAGAAAGAAACUGAAAGUUUUUGAUAAUACAUCAAAAAAUAGUCCAACUCCAGAACCCACUGAAAUGGAAAUUGAAGGUGUAGAAGAUAAUGUGAUAGAGUCUAUAUCUACUAAUGGACUAUUUGUGCCACCACUGCCGCGGGAAUCUCCUGUAAAACCACCAGAACCACCAUUAUCACAAGAAUUCCCUGUAAAACCACCAGUAUCACCAUUCUUACAAGAAUUCUCUGUAAAACCACCAGUAUCACCAUUGAUACAAGAAUUCUCUGUAAAAUCACUAGAACCAUCGUUAUCACAAGAAUCCCCUGCAAAACCAUCAGAUCCAUUACCAAGAUUAACAACUGUAUCUAGUGAUUCAGAUUAUCAUUCUCAAGAAUUACCAUUUCCCGAAUCACUAGAAGAUAAUGCAUCAUUUUCUUCACAAGCGAAUUCCCCGUCAUUAUUCGAAUUGGAAAAUAUGAAAAAACGGCUACUUGUAGAACUUCAAGAAUCAAACUCAAAUUCAAAUAUUUCAUCAAAAAGCAAUUCUUCGAAUUCGAUAUUAAAAUCUAAUGGACCUAGUAAUGAAGUUACUCCAGAAUCGAAUCGUAUUCGUCCAAACGGAGCAAAUACAAGUCAUGGAAGUGUAAAGUCUGUUGACUUAGGUACACCGGUAUUACAAAGUACAUCUCCGUAUAGUAAAUUACCAUCAUCUGAAAAAUUUUCAAAGGAUAUUUGCAGUGUGAUUAAUUUUGAGAAUUUACCAGAUUCAACAGGCAAGUACGAACAAAUGACUGGAGUUUUGCAAAAAGUAAGAAAUACAUUGGCACAACUUCAUCAAGAAUAGUUUUAUGUAUGUCAUUAAGAUUUACGAUAUCAAAAAAGUGAUUAUCAUACUUCAUAAAUGAGCAAUAAUUUCAUUUGACAUAUUAAAAUAAAUAUUUUCAUUAUAUUAUGUUUCUGAUUAGAAAAUUAUACAUAUACUUUUACUUAUUAGGUAAUUUAAAAUAUAUAUCAUUGACAUGAAACAUAUGUUAAUGUUUUUAGAUUAGGGGAUAUGUACAGAUUAUUCUUAUCCUUUGGACAAAAACUAUUCAAUAUAUUAUAAAUUUCCUUUUUUUUUAUCGUGUUAGAUAAAAUGUAAGAUACAUUACCAUUUUUCACAUAAUAGACUUAUGUGGGAAGGAGGCCUUGAAGUAAAAUAUAAUCGUCCUUUUAAUAGGUUUUCCUACGUAUGUCGGAAAAACGUAAAAAAGAUCAUAAUUUUUAACAAAAGUUCAUGUCUCACCUGUAAAAAUACACUAUUUUGUACACUAUAAAUAUAUACUAUUUUUCUAUUAAUUGCAUUAUAGAUGAACAUAAAAUGCUUGAUAUCUAUAAAAAAUUCAAUAAAUUAUUUUAAAUAUUAUGGUACUUUAUCACGGAAUUUUGUCUAUAUGUUCAGUUCAGUAUAAAUUCAGAUUCUUUGUAUAAUAUCAAUGAUUAUUAAACAAAAUAUGUCGAUAUAUGCAUUUAAAAUAUUUGUCAUAUUAUAUAUAAUUGUAAAUAUCUAUGCAUAAUUAUUUUCUUUAACAUAUUAGUUACCACGCGGCAUGUGAAAAAUCUAUCGUUCAAAUUUUGAUUUUUUACACACUAUGUCACACAUUUUCAUUUAUGCAAUGUACUAAAUAGACGAUUAUGAAAUGUGACAUUAAUAUAUAUAUGACAUUAAAUUGAUAAGUUAAUGAAUCAAUAAGUUAUACAUAUAUCAUGGUGGUAACAAACGUGUUAAUAAAUAAUUAAGAAAUUAAUUUCCUUUACUUAUCAGUAAUGUU
Molecule: messenger RNA, 3057 nt
Organism: Frieseomelitta varia
Lineage: Eukaryota; Metazoa; Arthropoda; Insecta; Hymenoptera; Apidae
Product: zinc finger CCHC domain-containing protein 8 homolog
Exons: 8
Coding region: 144-2090 (648 amino acids)
Cellular component (GO): catalytic step 2 spliceosome
Molecular function (GO): RNA binding
Source: RefSeq, a predicted model, not a curated record